Amaranthus tricolor (Joseph's coat) is the source of this 1834-nucleotide messenger RNA. Its product is annotated as scopoletin glucosyltransferase-like. Gene Ontology annotation, molecular function: UDP-glycosyltransferase activity. Lineage: Eukaryota; Viridiplantae; Streptophyta; Magnoliopsida; Caryophyllales; Amaranthaceae. The coding region runs from base 251 to 1681 and encodes 476 amino acids. The transcript has a single exon. The record is from RefSeq and is a predicted model, not a curated record.
ACUGACGAGACAUUAGUGACCUAUAGACUAAAGUGAAGCAAUAAUGUAAAGCAGACAAAAGACCUUUCUAGCAUGCAUCUAGAAAUAAACCUGUCAAAUUCAACUUUGCUCCUUCAAUCUUCACACAAUUCGAAGACGUAUAUACUUCAUAUACAUAUCACAAUAAUUUUUAGUGGUUCUCCUUCUUACUAGCUUUUCACAAAAUAUCAAAGUAAACAUAAUAUCAUCUUCAAAUCAUCAAAAAAUCAAAAUGGGUGUUGAACCUAAACAACUUCAUGUAGUCUUUUUUCCGUUCAUGGCUCAUGGCCAUAUGAUACCAACACUAGACAUAGCACGGAUGUUUGUUGCGCACGAAGGUGUCAAAACAACCAUCAUCACUACCCCUCGCAAUGCGCCUACCUUCACAAAAGCUAUUGAGAAGACCAUAAAAUCUGGAGCUUCAUCUAUCAACAUUGAGUUAUUUAACUUCCCAGCCCAAGAAGCUGGGUUACCUGAAGGAUGUGAGAAUCUAGAGCAGGCCUUAGGGCCAGGAACUAUGGACAAAUUCUUUAAGGCUGCCGCUAUGUUAAGGAACCAACUCGAGCAGUUCCUUGAGAAGACUCGGCCUAACUGCCUUGUGGCGGAUAUGUUUUUUACUUGGUCUACUGAUUCUGCAGCUAAGUUCAACAUCCCAAGACUAGUGUUUCACGGACAUAGCUUCUUUGCACUAUGUGCUUUAGAGAUUAUUCGGGUUUAUGAACCUUAUAAUAAUGUCUCGACUGACAUGGAGCCCUUCAUUCUUCCUUUACUCCCACAUGAAAUAGAGCUGACAAGAUCACAGCUUGCACCAGAUUUAUGGAAAUACAAGGAAAGUGAAUAUAAAAAACGGAAUUUUGCAAUCAAGGAAUCUGAGCUUAAGUGUUUUGGAGUAAUUGUGAAUAGUUUUUACGAGUUAGAACCCGAAUAUGCAGAUUUUUACAGGCAAAAGUUGGGAAGAAGGGCAUGGCAUAUUGGUCCUGUUUCACUCUACAAUAGAAAUAUUGAGGAAAAGAUUCAAAGAGGGAAACAAGUUUCCAUUGAUGAACAUGAAUGCUUAAAAUGGCUUAACUCAAAGAAGUUCAAUUCAGUCAUUUACAUCUGUUUUGGGAGUACAAUUCACAUGAUACCUCCUCAACUGCAGGAGAUUGCAAUGGGUUUAGAAGCAUCAGGGAAAGAUUUCAUAUGGGUGGUUAAAAAUGAUGAUGAUCUUGGAGGUUUUGAAGAUAGAAUUAAAGGAAAAGGUCUAAUUAUCAGAGGGUGGGCCCCACAGAUUUUGAUUUUGGAGCAUGAUGCUGUUGGAGCAUUUAUGACUCAUUGUGGAUGGAAUUCGACACUGGAAGCAAUCUCUAACGGUGUUCCGAUGAUUACAUGGCCAAUGUUUGCUGAACAAUUCUACAAUGAAAAAUUUGUCACUCAGAUCUUAAGAAUUGGUGUACCUGUUGGAGCUAAGAGGUAUACUACUGCACCUUCUUUAGAGGAUGUAGUGAAUCAGCAUGAUAUAGAGAAGGCUUUAAGAGAAAUAAUGGAGGGAAAUACAGCUGAUGGGAGGAGAUACAGAGCAAAGGAAUUCAAAAAAUUGGCAAGGAAAGCUUUAGAAGAAGGUGGUUCUUCUUCUUCAGAUUUGAGUGCUUUGAUUAAUGAACUGAGAUGUUUAUCCACCUAAACACCAAGAUCAAUGAUCACAUUUAAAUUUGUAUGGUCCCUUUCGCUAGUACUUUUUGUUUUCUUGUACUUUCAUGUAACAAAUUAAUUAGAACAUGAAAAAAAAAUUUAAACAUUUUAGAACAUGAAUAAUAGCUGCACUAUUCCGUUUUAA